AUGCGUUUCCAAUUUGCGUUGACGCUGCAGGCGCUAUGGACUGGUGUUUGCCAGGCGGCCAUGCAGAACUACCCUGCAGCGUGGGGCCACUACGAUGUGUGUAAGUCCCAGGUUUACUCAGAUGAAGGCCUGACCUGGGACUACAUGGCCUGCCAGCCAGAGGCAGCAGACAUGACCCAGUUCCUGAAGGUUACUCUGGAUCCCCCCAAUAUCACCUGUGGAGACCCUCCAGAGACAUACUGCGCCCUGGAAAACCCAUACAUGUGUAAUAAUGAAUGUGACGCCAGCACUGAGGAGCUCGCCCACCCUCCAGAGCUCAUGUUCGACAUCGAGGGCCGUAACCCCACAACCUUCUGGCAGUCCACAUCCUGGAAAAAGUACCCCAAAGCCCUCCUGGUUAACAUCACGCUAUCUUGGAACAAGACCAUCGAGCUGACAGACGACAUCGUCCUCACCUUCGAGUCAGGCCGGCCCGAGCAGAUGGUCCUAGAGAAGUCCCUGGACUAUGGACGAACCUGGCAGCCCUACCAGUUCUAUGCCACUGACUGCCUGGACGCCUUCACCAUGGAGCCCAAGACGGUGCAGGACCUGAGCCAACAUACCCUGCUGGACAUCAUCUGCACUGAGGACUACUCACGAGGUUAUGUGUGGAAGUAUGACAAAACGGUGCGCUUUGAGAUCAAGGACCGCUUUGCGCUCUUUGCUGGGCCCCGACUCCACAACAUGGCUUCCCUUUACGGUCAACUGGACACCACCAAGAACCUGAGGGACUUCUUCACCAUCACAGACCUGAGAGUCCGGCUGCUCCGGCCUGCCACAGGAGCUACGAUGGUGGACGAGAACAACCUGUCCAGAUACUUCUACGCCAUUUCAGACAUCAAAGUUCAGGGCAGGUGCAAGUGCAACCUUCACGCCAACAGCUGCAUCUAUGACAAAGACAAGUUGAGCUGCGAGUGUGAACACAACACCACCGGGCCUGACUGUGGCCGCUGUAAGAGGAAUUACCAGGGACGAGCGUGGAGUGCUGGUUCCUACCUUCCUAUCCCCAAGGGCACGGCUAAUAUCUGUAUUCCCAAUAACAUUGGUCCAGUUAACUGCGAAUGCUUCGGCCACUCCAACCGAUGCAGCUACAUCGAACUGCUAAACACCGUCAUUUGCGUGAGCUGUAAGCACAACACUAGGGGCCAGCACUGCCAGCUGUGCAAGCUGGGAUACUACCGCAAUGCCUCUGCAGAACUGGACGAUGAAAAUGUGUGCAUAGAGUGUAAUUGUAAUCCCUUUGGCUCAGUCAGUGAUCGCUGUAAUGGCACAGGAUUUUGUAUAUGUAAGGAGGGCACAACAGGGCCUAAGUGUCAGGAGUGUCUACCCGGCUAUUUGUGGGACGAUGGCUGCAAAUCCCGGGUGUGUGACAACGAACUCCUGCGCUGCCAAAAUGGUGGGGUGUGUGUUAACCACGUCCGCUGCACCUGUCCCUCAACCUACACGGGCCUGCUGUGCGAGAAGGCCCGCUGCGAGUCGGAGCUGGGAGGGUGCGGGGGCGCCGAUUCAGGCCAGUCCUCCCUGACGCCUCCGUCCUCUGCCGGGCUGCUGCUGCUGCUGCUGCUGGGCUCAGCGCUGCUGAGAGAAGCCUCCUGCUGGCCCGCUGUGCUCUAA
Molecule: messenger RNA, 1653 nt
Organism: Scomber japonicus (chub mackerel)
Lineage: Eukaryota; Metazoa; Chordata; Actinopteri; Scombriformes; Scombridae
Gene: ntng1a
Product: netrin g1a
Exons: 7
Coding region: 1-1653 (550 amino acids)
Molecular function (GO): cell-cell adhesion mediator activity
Source: RefSeq, a predicted model, not a curated record